AAAAUCAGAGCCAAUUGAUCUAUACAACUACUAACAAAGAAGAGAAGGAAUAAUUUGAAGAUGGAAGCAGCAAAGAAAACCGCAGCUAAUGUUGCAGCUUCAGCUAAGUCUGGCAUGGAAAAAACAAAGGCAGUUGUUACAGAGAAGGCGGAGAAAUUGACAACAAGUGAUCCAGUGCAAAGACAAAUGGCGACGGAGAAAAAGGAGCAGAGAAUCCAUGAAGCGGAGAUGGAUAAGCUAGCGGCGCAGGAGCAGAACGCGGCCUCAAAACAAGCGGCUGCCACUGGAGGAACUACUGCGUAUACUGCUACUGGUGGUGGUGGUGUGGGUCUCGGUCACACCACCACCGGUACACAUGGCAUGACCGCAGGUCAUACUGGUCUUGGUCACACCACUGGGACACAUGGCACUACCACGGGUCAUACUGGUCUCGGUCAUACCACCGGUACACAUGGCAUCACUCCAGGUCAUGCCGGUCUCGGUCACAUGACCACUGGGGCACAUGGCACUACCACCGGUCACACCGGUCUUGGUCACACCACUGGUACACAUGGCAUAACUCCAGGUCAUACUGGCCUCGGUCACACCGUUGGGACACAUGGCAUCACAUCAGGUCAUACUGGUCUCGGUCACACCACUGGAACACAUGACAUUACACCAGGUCAAACCACUGGUGUGACCGGGACACAUGGCACUACCGCAGGGCAUGCUACUGGUGUGAUGCCGGGAGGCCUGGCAGCUGAGCACCAAACCGGGACCACAACGGGCGUGGUAGGGAGCGAGUAUCCACCGGGGACAACCACAGGAAGCGGAAGAGCUACGGUUCAAGGCCCUAAUACUGGUGGAUCAUCUACCACUGAUUCUGCCUUUUAAUUACCUAGCUAGGAAGUUGUU
Solanum stenotomum is the source of this 894-nucleotide messenger RNA. RefSeq names its product late embryogenesis abundant protein 46-like. Lineage: Eukaryota; Viridiplantae; Streptophyta; Magnoliopsida; Solanales; Solanaceae. Gene Ontology annotation, biological process: embryo development ending in seed dormancy. The transcript has 2 exons. The record is from RefSeq and is a predicted model, not a curated record. The coding region runs from base 61 to 873 and encodes 270 amino acids.